AUGAGCGACAAAACUUCACCCAAGAGUUUCAUACCACAGAAAAGGCCACUACAGAGAACCCCACAGUCCUCAACCAAUCCAAGCCCCGGCAACAAAUCAGCUACAACCUCCUCGCUAUCAGUCCACGCUAAACCCUUUUAUCCGCGCUAUGCACAACCACGACCAUACACAAACCAAAGAUACAAUCCGCAGCAACAAUACUCUUUCCACGCCAAAUACAUAGCAGCCAAUUCUGACCCGGUGACCCUGUCAAUCCAAAAUCUGCGCUCUCAACUGCAUGCGCUAGCCCGAGAACUAGAAUUGGGAACCGUGGCACGUAGUUCUUCUGCUUCGGAAUAUAUGUUUCCGACUCGGAAGGGGGAGCUUUUUAAGGUCUAUCUUGCUGCUCUAGGGCUUUUUCUCGAAGAAGAAGGCAUGGUUUGGUAUGUUGAGAUUCCUCCUCCAUCGUCCGGAGCGUCUAUGCCCCUCUCUUCUGUGACCUCCAAUUCUGCGUGUCAAUUUUUUCUCUACUCGAGCGCAAUUAAAAGAGGUCUGGAUCAGAGAAAUGGGAAUGGACGAGAAAAUCGAGAAAAUCAAACCGAAGGGAGGAGAACACCCCCUAGAAAUAGACAAACUGUGACCUCCAAGCCUGCGUAUCAAUUUUUACUCUACUCGAGCGCAAUUGAAAGAGGUCUGGAUCAGAGAAAUGGGAAUGGACGAGAAAAUCGAGAAAAUCAAACUGAAGAGAGGAGAACACCCCCUAGAAAUAGACAACUUAAAAGGGUUAACGAACAGUAUUCCGAGAUACAAUUUACUCCAAGCAGUUCCAACGAGGCUACGCCCGAUCUUGGUUCUUUAGCUGAAUUCCCUACGCUAUUCUCAUCUAGACAAUCUGCUACCAUUCAACCCGAAUCCAAGAUUUCCAUAUCCUUAGAUCAUCAGGAUGCAUUAGGUAGUGCUCGCCAACCGCUCAAUUACCCCUCUCGCUUAAUCAACACCGACCCCUUCAUGGACCCCACAAUCCAUUCAAAUGCGUCCACAUCCGUCGGCACGUCUUCUUCAGCUAUUUACGCACCCCAACUGCUUCCUUCCGAUAUCUCAUUCGUCCAUUGCAGCCUUGAUAACGUACUCAGAAUAUGCAUCCCGCCCGAAGUGGAAACAUGGAUUGAUAUUCCGGGUGUGAGGAUCCACACAAAUGACCGAGAACUUCCUGAAGGAAGCGUCCCAAUUGCGUUGCCAAACUAUUGGGACCCUCCGUUCUUAGCAUUAGCCCGAGAAUGUAUGACCAUUGCACCCAUGCGGGAAUUUGAAUACAAACCCACAUUUUACGACGAGGCAUACAACCCAAAACCCAGACCUAAACUCACUCCAAUACACUAUCCUAGCGGAGAUGAUUUAGGCGUAGACUGGUCCGCACCACGCGUUACGAACAGAUACAUGAAAUUUUCAAAAAUGACAUGGGAAGAGAAACAACGCGAAGCACGGGACGUGAGAUGGCUUUGGUAUCUUUGGAGACAACAUGGAUUGGUUAGGAAUUGGAUAAAAGCAGAGCAGCCUGGGAAUUUUGGGAAUAAGGUUAGGAAUAAAGAAGAUUCGGAUCGAUUGAGGAUAAUGUUGGAAUGUAGGGCGAGAGGAGAGUCUAGUGAAAUUCCGGUGGGAUUCGGGGAUAUGAAGAGGUGUUUAAUGGGAGAGAGGAUGGUCAUGUUUAAGACAAAGUGGUUGGCGAGACGGGAUGCUUCUGGUCGUCCGCGUUGGGAGGUAUGA
Molecule: messenger RNA, 1743 nt
Organism: Sclerotinia borealis F-4128
Lineage: Eukaryota; Fungi; Ascomycota; Leotiomycetes; Helotiales; Sclerotiniaceae
Source: the annotation of a GenBank genome assembly